Messenger RNA from Pisolithus orientalis, 2594 nucleotides. RefSeq names its product RabGAP/TBC. Bases 156 to 2288 code for a protein of 710 amino acids. Lineage: Eukaryota; Fungi; Basidiomycota; Agaricomycetes; Boletales; Pisolithaceae. The transcript is spliced from 4 exons. The record is from RefSeq and is a predicted model, not a curated record.
GUUGGUAGUACGGUCUUGCGAGGACUUUCCUAAAGCGGAUGAUGGCGGAAGCUUCACAAGCGCCCGUCACUUGAAAGACACCGUUCCACCGACUGAAACUGUUUUAUUCCCGCCGUUCUAUUUUCCUCCCUUCCACCGCUGACAGGGCGUGUUUUAUGGAGACGCCAUCGUCGUCGCCGUCUCUCGCACCGCCCAGGCCAUCGCCUUCAAGUCCAAGUCAGGGCUCAUCGCCCUCGUCGACUUUCUGUUCCAUACCAGACCUUACCUUGUCGUCGACCGACCAGGAACGGGAUUCCACAGAAACCACCAUAUUUUCAAUAUAUUCCAUGUACGGCGACGGGGCUGCAACUGCAGCUGCAGCUUGGCCCGCGUCAGCCUUUGACGAUUCGCCUCAAGAACUCGACUUGUCCCUAGGGGACAGUUUCUCUUACAACAACUUCGUUAAUCGAACCGCCAGUACAUACGUAUCAAAGACCGACUCCGCGUAUAUCGAUAUUUCCCUCGAUCCUCAUCAAUUUAGUCCACUGGCCAAUCCUUACGAACGAUCAUCGCUACCCAAUUCGAGGCCCUCCUCUCGUUCACGGCCAGUCUCAGGCUGCACCCCAAGUUCGUUCAACAGACGGGAUACUUUAGAAGUACCCCCACGCAUUCCCCGCGUUCCUUCAGGCCGCAACAGUCCUGUUACUUCAUGCAGUUCACAGGCAGGUUCUGAGGUCAACCUGCCCCCUGUAUUACUCAAACCGCUACCCACACCACCGCAAAGUCGUCCAUCCUCACAUCCCAGGCGAACGGAUUCACCUUCAUCCGAACCCCCUUUUGUUCCUGCACCCCCGCAACCAUCUUCUUCCCUGUCUCCCCCAGCGUCUUCUCAGACACCACCGUCGUCCCCAGCUACCAAACUGUAUUCAAAGUUAAGCAGCCCGUCCAGUAAAACGUCUCUCGUCCCUUCAGAGGGCGAAGACCUGGACUCCUUUCACGUUAGGAGUGUAUACGCCCAGUUACAUGCCACCGGCGUGAGUGGUGAUGGCUACGAAGAAGGGGUGGAACGCACGCGUGCACGAAACCGUGCCAGUUGUGCCAGCGAACUCCGCGCAGAAGCCGCCGUAGACGGCCCAUCUGCGAAAUCACGAGAUCUGCCACCUGAGGAGAUGCGCGUCUUGUCGAGUUUAGAUCGGUAUGGCUUCUUUACGGUUACUAACCAUGAUCGAUUGGUGUUACUACCAUCAGCACCUCUACUGAAACGACUAAGUACUGUUCACGCGGGUCCUAAGGCGGCUCCACCCCAAGCGGUGUCCGUCAAUUCAUUACCGCCGCCAUCAUCUCCGCUCAAAGAAGCUGCGCGUAUAUCAAAGUGGGGAAGGAUGCUAGAAGUCCGUAGUCGUGACCGCGGCGGAAAUGCCGAGUCGUGGUAUGUGAAGCCGUCGAAAGCCCAUAAACUCCGCCAGCGGGUCUACAAGGGCAUACCUGAUCGGUGGAGAAAUGCAGCAUGGGAAACGCUCAUGAAUGACUUUUCCAAGUCGGGACAUGAGGUAGUUGUGAGAUUGAAAGAGUACUACUAUCAGGAAAUUGAUAAGCCGUCAAGUUAUGACAUUCAAAUCGACCUGGAUGUGCCGCGGACAAUUAACGGCCAUAUCUUGUUUCAUACACGCUAUGGUCUGGGGCAACGGUCGCUGUUUCAUGUCCUACAUUCCUUCUCCCUCCGAUGUUCACAAUGUGGCUACGUUCAGGGUAUGGGCCCCAUCGCCGCCACGCUUCUUACCUAUUUCGAGCCCGAAAGGGUUUAUGCUGCACUCUCCCGCCUACAUGACGCCUAUUCUAUGCACACCAUAUUCUCUCCGGGUUUCCCAGGCCUCUUAGAGGCCAUCUAUGUCCAAGAGCGUAUUAUGCAGUCCAAGAUGCCUGGUGUUUACGCCGCUCUUAGGAAGCACAUGAUCUCUACGACGUCGUAUGCCACCAAGUGGUACAUCACCCUAUUCGCGAACUCGGUGCCAUUUCAGACGCAGUUGCGGUUAUGGGACGCUUUCCUACUCGAGGGGCAGGAUGUAUUCGUCGCUGCCGCAAUUGCAGUCAUCUGGGUAUACCGGGACCAUAUCACGUCAAACUCGGCCAACUUCGAGACUGUCCUUUCGUUACUGUCGUCGGUGUUUGUUCCCGAAGACGACGACGCGCUUUUGUUCUGGAUCGAGCACCUCCUAGGCGACAAGAAGCUGCGAAAACAGAUGAGUAACUGGAGACAGGAAUGGACACAACUUGUACGCUCAGGAAAGGACCGAGGUGUUCUGCUAUAGCAUUGGCAUGUCCGAUUGACGUUUGCGAGUCUCUGCAUGAUGUCUUUUGCAAUGCAUCACUUCUACUGGCACGCCCCAUCCCUCGUUAUGACUCGUUUUCCUCAUCAUUUGCUAUUAUUUAAACCUGACCUCGAUCAAUUUGACGUUUGUGAACAUUGUCAGGGACCCGUUAUCGAGACAGUACUAGUUAAUGUUGCUGUAUACCCACUCGCUUUUUGCUACUGUGCUUAACAGGAGUCGAAACAAAUAAAAUGGAUUUAGGUUUCUCAGGUACUGUUGGAGUUCACGAUCCCCGAAUUGCGGCCC